Lathyrus oleraceus (garden pea) is the source of this 1383-nucleotide messenger RNA. RefSeq lists its product as uncharacterized. The coding region runs from base 1 to 1383 and encodes 460 amino acids. The record is from RefSeq and is a predicted model, not a curated record. The transcript is spliced from 2 exons. NCBI's taxonomy places the organism in Eukaryota, Viridiplantae, Streptophyta, Magnoliopsida, Fabales, Fabaceae.
AUGGAAGAUGUCAUCAUUGACACUGGAAGACCUCUGAAUGCUCAGAAUCUGAAGAGCAUGGGAAUCAUUGAUCAAGUCAGAGCCAAACUAACACUUGAUACCUCUUGGGAAGAACUCAAAGAUCAGAGGGAGAUUCCCAACGGACUCUACCUGUUCUCCAAGAUUGACCCUCUAGAGGUAAUAGCCUACUAUCUAGAGGACCUUGCCAAGCAAGGGGUGGAUAUCUCUGAAUUCUCAGUGGACUGGCUACCUGAGCAUCCACCAAACUUCAUGAAGAGGAUGCGAGAGCCCUCUGAGAAGUCCAAGAAGGCGAAGAAAGCUAAGCUGGGAGAAUCCUCUAGAUCAAGACCCCUAGUUCCUCUGGCUGGCUCUCCAGGUAAGUCUGCAUCUUUCCCUCCCUCUGUCAAAAUUAAACUAAUUCCUUCUUCUCUGCCCCAAACAACCCCCAUAUACACCUCUGCUGAAACUCCUCCCUCAACCACCAGAUCUUCUAACCCAUUAUCUCUGAAAUUCAACCUCGCCACCACAACAUUACCUGUUUCAGAAGCAGAAAUGGUGAAUGAAACCACCUCACCAUCAUCAUCACCAUCUCCUCAAUCCCCACCUUACUACGAUCUCUCCUCUGAUACUGAACCAUCUGACCCUCAAUCCCCCACUAUGGCUCAGCUCAAAUCCUGUCCUCUGGCCUCUCAAAAGCCAUCACAUCCUGAACCUCAACCUGAAGUCACUUCCCCACCUCCGGAACAUCUAAAUCCAACCACAUCUGAACCACAACAAUCUGAACCAACCCAUUCUGAACCACAACCAUCUGAACCAACCCACUUUAAACCACAACCAUCUGAACCAACCCACUCUGACAUACCACCACCCAUCACUUCUGUUGACCCAACAACUCCCACACUUAAUCUAAAUUCCCCCAUCUCACCCUCCUCACCCUCCUUAGUCUCUGCCACUGAACUAGAAACUACCCUUCCUACCCUUGAAGAAGCAAUCAAGUUUUUUGAAGAGUCUUCAGUUGAGAAGCGCCUAGCAAGAGAAGCCGAGGAACGGGCAAGGAAGGAAGCUGAAGAGAUAGCGCAUCAAGAAGAACUUCAGAGAAUCAGAGAAGCUGAAGAAAAGGCUAUUGCUAAUGUUGAUGCUGCUGAGGCUAAGGCAAAAGCUAAAGCCGACGCUGAAGAAGUAACUCGCAUUGCUGAAGAAGUUGCUGCCAAAGCCAAAGCUGAUGAACUGACUCAGAAGGAGCACUCCAACUCUGGGUUCGUCCCUCUGGUCUUGAAGACUCUCGAAGAACUGCAGAAAGAACAACAGAUAGUUCGAGCCAGACUGGAUCAACAGGACUCUAUCAACGUUAACAUUCAGAACAUGUUAUCCCAGCUGCUCUAA